AUGAGUGGAAUCCAGGUUGGCGGAUGGGCUGGAGGUGCUCGAGCGGUGCUGGAACCGGAGGGGGUGCGCUGUGGGUGGGGAGUGGAAGGGAUAGACGGGUUGAGGGAUGAACUGUCCAGUUCAACCAUGCAUGCUCCACCAUGCCAUUCGUACACCCCCUCUUCUUCCCCCUCCCCUGUAUCUUCCCCUCCCCUGUAUCUUCCCCUCCCCUGUAUCUUCCCCUCCCCUGUAUCUUCCCCUCCCCUGUAUCUUCCCCUCCCCUGUAUCUUCCCCUCCCCUGUAUCUUCCCCUCCCCUGUAUCUUCCCCUCCCCUGUAUCUUCCCCUCCCCUGUAUCUUCCCCUCCCCUGUAUCUUCCCCUCCCCUGUAUCUUCCCCUCCCCUGUAUCUUCCCCUCCCCUGUAUCUUCCCCUCCCCUGUAUCUUCCCCUCCCCUGUAUCUUCCCCUCCCCUGUAUCUUCCCCCUCCCCUGUAUCUUCCCCUCCCAAGUAUCCUGCCUCACUCUCAGACGUCCUGA
Closterium sp. Naga37s-1 is the source of this 513-nucleotide messenger RNA. The record is from the annotation of a GenBank genome assembly. Lineage: Eukaryota; Viridiplantae; Streptophyta; Zygnematophyceae; Desmidiales; Closteriaceae.